GAGAUAAUGGAAUUUAACUACCAAUUACUGCAGUGUUUUCUGUGCGACUGUCUUAUCAGGUUUAGUUCGCUUCAUAUCCACAAAAAUGUCCCGAUUACCAUAUACCUACAGAGGUGUUAUUGUCCCAGUACUAACGCCUUUUAAUAAUGAUGGGUAUCUUAAUUUGGAUAUUAUAUCAAAAUAUGCAAAAUAUUUAGCUAAAAAAGGAAUCAAUGGUAUACUUGUAAAUGGCACAAGUGGUGAAGGAAUGUCAAUGUCUGUUGUUGAAAGAAAACUUAUUGCUGAAGCUUGGGCAAAAGCAGUUAAAAAAACAAGGCAACACUUAAUGAUUCAAGUGGGAGGCACUUCUCUUCCUGAUGUCAUUGAGCUUGCAAAACAUGCAGAAAAUUUGCAUGUAGAUUCUAUACUGUGCUUGCCAGAGUUGUACUUUAAACCUACUACUUCUCAACAAUUGAUUGAAUAUUUGGAAAUUAUUGGGAAGGCUGCGCCCAAGACACCAUUACUCUAUUAUCAUAUUCCUAUGUUAACUAAUGUUAACAUACACAUGGGACAAUUUCUUGAAUCGAUUGGUGACAAAAUACCUUCAUUUGUGGGUAUAAAAUUCACUAGUGCCAAUUUAGAAGAAGGUGCACAGGCGUUACAUGCAGAUAAUAAGAAAUAUGUUAUUUUUCUUGGGAAUGAUCAGAUAGUGAAUGCUGCUUAUGCAUUAGGAAUUGAUUCUUUUAUAUUAACCAGUCUAAACAUGUUAUCGGAACUUAUACUGAAUCUUCUUGCUGCUAGCAAGGAUGGAAAGAUGUUAGAAGCUAAGAAUAAGCAAGAGGAGCUUUCAAGGGCUGUAAUUGCCAUAACAAAACAUGGUAACUGGGUAGAGACUAUGAAAGUAGCAAUGACUCUUCUUACUGAUAUUGAUGUAGGAUUACCUCGUGCACCACUUAAGUCUAUUUCUUCCGAAGCUUUGGAAGUUAUGAUAAAAGAUUUAAACAAUCUAGGAUAUCAGGCAGAAAUUAAGCACGACUAAAAAUAUUUUCAUUUUUCAGCUUAUUUGUAUGCUUAUUUAAUCAUAAUUUUUAAGACAUAUUUUUACAUCAUAACACGUAAAUGGAAUGAUAAGCAUCAUAACACAUAAGUGUAAAAAUAUGUGCUAAAAAUUACUAUAAUGAACACAGAAGCUUAUUAAUAUAAGCUUCAACUGAAUGAGACACAAGUUAUAAGCAUACUGGAACAUACUAUAUUUUCUUAAAUUGUAUUUAUAUAAAUAUAUACAUAUAUUAUAAAUUAAACUCACCGAAAUGAUACGCA
This is a messenger RNA of Linepithema humile (Argentine ant), 1299 nucleotides long. Its product is annotated as N-acetylneuraminate lyase-like. The record is from RefSeq and is a predicted model, not a curated record. Gene Ontology annotation, molecular function: N-acetylneuraminate lyase activity. Gene Ontology annotation, biological process: N-acetylneuraminate catabolic process. Lineage: Eukaryota; Metazoa; Arthropoda; Insecta; Hymenoptera; Formicidae.